Messenger RNA from Seminavis robusta, 3381 nucleotides. The record is from the annotation of a GenBank genome assembly. Lineage: Eukaryota; Bacillariophyta; Bacillariophyceae; Naviculales; Naviculaceae.
GCACCUUGGCGGCACCAGCCUCUAACGUCGCCGAUGAAGAUUCGACACUCCACUCCACAUCAUCAUCCUCGGAUCCUACAUUUAAACAUUGUUACAUUAUUGUUGGUACCAGAGGGAGAGGGAAAGAUUGAAUAAGUAAUUCCAACAACCAUGAAACUCCUUCUUGUUGUUGCCGCUGCUUUGCUCGGCGUCGUCGCCUCUGCCCAAAUUGAGAUCCAAGUCGAGGAGGUAUCCUACACGGACCCCUAUGAUGGCGACUACCCUUUGCUUGGAUAUGUCAGUAUCCCUGACGAAACACCAGCUCCAGCCGUUGUCAUUAUUCCCGACAUUUCCAGUGUGGAUGACUACGAAAAGACACGAGCCACCAUGUUGAACAAAGAUCUCGGCUACGUCGGAUUUGCUGCCGAUAUUUUCGGGCCCGAUUUUGUAGAUGCCAACUCCAGCGUCUGGAGGGAACAGGCGGGGCUUUACCGAGGAAACAACAGUCUCUUCUUUGGACGGAUCCAGGCGGCUGUCGAUGUUAUGAUGCAGCAUCCAGACGUUAUUGCUGACAAAGUUGCCGUCAUUGGUUAUUGCUUUGGAGGUACUGGCAUUUUGACCUAUUCCUUUCUGGGAGCCACUGACGUUGUGGGAGCAGUCUCGUUCCAUGGAGGUUUGACUGAUUUCCCCGUGGAUCAGACAAUCAAUCAUCCUGUCUUGGUGCUCAGUGGUGGUGCCGAUGAUACUGGGACAGAGGUAGACACCUUGGAGAAUAGUUUGAAUGCGGCCAAUGCGACUUGGCAAAUCACGCGAUACUCGGGAAUUGAACACGCCUUUACGAAUUGGAACGACACCAGAGGCCGUUACAGCGAACGUGCUGAUUCGCGGUCGUGGCAGGAAAUGGCUACCUUUUUGGGAGAAGCCUUUGGAAGCUUUGAAUAUGGAACCAAUCCUCCCAACUCGACAGACGUUGCAGCCGUUGACUACGACGAUAAUGGCUUUGAAUUGACGGGAUAUCUAUCAAUUCCUCCUGGUGCUGAAAUGGACAAGACGCCGGCAGUUGUCAUUGUACCGGAUUGGGAUGGCGUGAGUGGACCAGAUGGAUACGAGGCCGAACGGGCCACUCUUCUGGCACAAGCAGGAUACGUGGGAUUUGCAGCUGACAUCUAUGGUGCUGACAAACAGCAAGUAGAAAGUUUCGAUGAAAGGGUUGAACUGACCACGCUCUAUCGAACAAAUUAUACCCUCUUUGUGUCUCGAAUCCAGGCCGCCGUCGAUCUUGUAGCUGCUCAUGAAUUGGUGGAUCCUGAAUCCGUGUUUCUCAUUGGCUAUUGCUUUGGAGGAACCGGAGUGGUGGACUACUCCUUUGCAGCUGAUGUGACAAAGGUCAAGGUGGUGGUUCCUUUCCAUGGUGGUCUCACAGGCUUGGCUCCCAUUGAAACGGACGUGGUCUAUCCCUAUGUCCUGGUCCAGUCGGGUGGGGAAGAUGACGCACACGGCAACAACACUGAAUUGGAGAUGAUGUUGGAUGCCGCCAAUGCCACCUGGGAAAUCUCAAGAUACUCUAACGUCUACCAUGGUUUCACUCAUUGGGGCGGCGGGGCUUACAACCCUCUUGCAGAUUGGAGAUCGUGGGAUGCAAUGAUGGGAGUGUUUGAAAUGGUUACGAAAUCGGAUCACGACGACUACGAGGAUGAUGGCCAUGGCCAUUCCCACGAUCACGGCGACGAAGACGACCACGGAGAGGAGGAGAUGGAAGGAGAAGAAAGCACGAACGGUGCCGACGACGCAGAGAGCACCAAUGGCGCCACCUCUGCGUGUUGGAGCCAACAUCAAGGGUUUGCUGGUUUGGUUUUGCUCUCCAUGAUUAGUUUUCUGUUGUAGAGAUAAUUUAGAAAGUACGAUUUGUGUAAUGCCUAUUUUGUAAUGCACCAGUACCGGUAGCAGAUGGAGACGAGUGAAUAUGGCAUGCGUGGAACUGCAAUUGCGAUCGUUCUGCGGUUGGAAGUUACGUCCAAUGUGCAUAAAUCAAGGUUGGUUCUCUGCCAUACCGGUAGCAUACUGUAGCACCUCCAAAUCCCCACUGCUAGCAGCAGCUUCACAUACGUAUUCGUUCCAUGGGCAGCCAUUUUCGCGGGCGUACUUAAGGCAAGUCAAAUGGCCAUUGACAGCAGCCUUGUAGAUGGCCCUACCGGUAUCAUCCCAUGGACAGCCAUUUUCGUGGGCAUACUUGAGGCAUUCCACAUGGCCAUUGGCAGCAGCCAAGUUUAAGGUCUUAUCAUCCCAUGGACAGUGGUUCUCAUGGGCAUAUUUGAUGCAUUCCAAAUGGCCAUAAUAAGCAGCACAUUCACAGGUCCCUUGGCCCCAUUGACAGUCGUUCUCAUGGGCAUAUUUCAGCACCUCCAAAUGGCCACUGGCAGCAGCAGCAUGGCAUGUGUUUUGGCCCCAUGGACAGCCUUUGGCACGUGCAUAUUUCAGCACCUCCAAAUGGCCAUUGGCAGCAGCAUGGCACAUGGUUCCAUCCCAUGGACAGCCAUUUUCAUGGGCAUACUUCAGAAUCUCCAGAUUUCCAUUGGCAGCAGCUGCAUGGCAUGUGGUUCCAUCCCAUGGACAGCCAUUCUCGUGGGCAAAUUUGAGGAUUUCCAAAUGACCAUUGGCAGCUGCAGCCCUGCAUGUGGUUUCAUCCCAGUCAAAGACCCAACUUCGGGCCCAUUGAAGAGCGAGAAGGCUGCCCAUCUUGGCAGCUGUAGCACAAGCAACAGUGCGAACGAUCAUCUUUCGACCAGUGCCAGCACGGCGGUGCUUGUACCAGUACUCAGCUCGGGGCAAGCUUUAGAAAAUUGCACUGUAGAAAGUCAUCGUAGGAGUCGCCCAGCAGUGUGUUAUAUCAUCAUUGACCAGAGGAGGUUUCUCACGUAGAGCUUCUUCAUGGCAUGGCUGACUGGAGCCACAAAGGCGUAGUGGCCCAUGCCAAGGAAAGGAAAAAUAUUGUCGAUCCAAAUAUCUUUUUGAUCCAACAUCGCUGGCUGGUUCUUCUUGAUUGGCUGGGAGGACAUGAUGAUGAAACACGAUGAGAGUCUGGCAAGAGAUACUGGUACACUAGAGAGCUGAGUUGGAGCGGAGCUGGGGAGUUUUUGUUCGAUGGACGACAAGAGCGCAGAUAACAAGCAAGUUGCUACAGGCUGAUUUUGAUUCGAUUCAUCACCGGCGAAAGAUAUGGGAGUUCGGUGUUCGGUGGCACGACGGCAAUGACAAAGCUCAAUAAUAAUAAGAUUGCAAUACGAUUCGAUUCCGCCUGGGUAGUGUUGUGUACGGUACGGUCUCUACACCUCUACUACUCUACUACCAUGCAUCGAAACGGCCCGAAAUCGCGAUUUACACCAAAUUCGGAUUUAUACUUGU